This is a messenger RNA of Hermetia illucens (black soldier fly), 4948 nucleotides long. RefSeq names its product kinesin-like protein Klp98A (gene Klp98A). Gene Ontology annotation, biological process: microtubule-based movement. The transcript has 13 exons. NCBI's taxonomy places the organism in Eukaryota, Metazoa, Arthropoda, Insecta, Diptera, Stratiomyidae. Gene Ontology annotation, molecular function: microtubule motor activity; phosphatidylinositol binding; ATP binding. The record is from RefSeq and is a predicted model, not a curated record. The coding region runs from base 409 to 3984 and encodes 1191 amino acids.
AAAAGGGGAGCAUCGUUCAAUCAGCAGCAAUCGUGUGAUGACAGCUGUCGGGUGCUCGGGAACAUUGGAUUUUAGUUCGCCGCGGCCACGGAAAAUUUUUGUGAAUGGUGUGAAGUGAUUAUGUCCAACUUUUCUGCCAAUUCUGAAGCUUUCAAAGGUGCCCGAGCGGUGAGAUCCAGGUGGCUGCAGUGGAGUCCAUGAAAGCCAUUUCUUCCGAUUUUCUCUCGGCGCACAGACUCCGUCUUGCUGUGUUAUGUGUUUCGGUGGACAAUCUCGAAUCGGUGCAUUGGCUCACGGACGCGACACAUUCUCUCGAGUGUUUUUGUUUGGAAGUUUGUUUGGCUGCUGCUUAUAGCAUUCUGUACCUGCGUGGACUUGCUUUGCGUACUAGUUGCGGCAGCGUCCAGGAUGUCGUCGCUGAAAGUAGCGGUCAGGGUCCGUCCCUUCAACCAGAGGGAGAUGGAUAUGGAUGCGUUGCCCAUUGUACAAAUGGACGGUAAGAAGACGCGACUGCACAAACCAAAAUUAUCAUCAGUUCGCGAAUCAGGUCGCGAUAAUUAUCAUGACUUUACAUUUGACCAUUCUUAUUGGUCUUUUGAUGCAAACGAUGGGCAUUUUGCUAGCCAGGAGCAAGUGUACCUCGAUUUGGGCACGGAUGUGGUCGAUUCAGCGUUUGAAGGAUAUAAUGCUUGCGUGUUCGCAUAUGGGCAAACUGGUAGCGGUAAAACCUUCACUAUGAUGGGCUCAUCUGAUAAUCCAGGACUGAUUCCGAGGAUUUGUCAUGAGCUUUUCGCCAGAAUGAAAGUGGGCCUUGAAUCAGGUACUGGUUACAAAACACAUGCAAGUUACUUGGAAAUAUAUAACGAGCGAGUGAAGGAUUUGUUAGGACCGGCUGCGGUUGGUCAUGGACUUAGAGUUCGGGAGCACCGUAGUUUGGGCCCUUAUGUUGAGAAUUUAUCACAGCAUGCUGUUAACGACUAUGAAGAGAUUCUGGAAUGCAUUAACCGUGGGAAUAUCCAACGUACAACCGCCAGUACUAACAUGAACGACACUAGCAGUCGAAGUCACGCGAUAUUCACUAUCACUUUUGUUCAAGCCGGCUACAUGAACGAUAUGCCAAGCGAAACGGUUUCGAAGAUUCAUUUGGUUGAUUUAGCAGGAAGUGAACGGGCGAAUGCAACGGGUGCAACUGGGCAACGACUCAAAGAAGGUGCUCAUAUUAACAAAUCAUUGGUCACGUUAGGUAGUGUGAUAUCGGCGCUGGCGGAUCAGUCGAAUCGUACAGAAUUGACAAACAAAAGAGUUCUGUAUAUUCCAUACCGCGAUUCUGUGCUCACAUGGCUUCUAAAAGACAGUUUAGGUGGAAACAGUAAAACAAUUAUGAUCGCGGCGAUAUCACCGGCUGACUGCAAUUAUGGCGAAACAUUGAGUACAUUACGUUAUGCGAAUCGUGCUAAGAACAUAAUCAACAAACCGACAAUCAACGAAGAUCCGAACGUGAAAUUGAUUCGAGAACUUCGCGAUGAGAUUAAUAAACUUAAAUCGAUGUUGUCCAGUGAAAUGAAUUUGGCAGUACCGUCUUCUAAAGUGCUUGAAGAUCUUCUGAAGAAGGAGGAGCAAGAGAAAGUUUUGACGGAGAAAUGGACGGAAAAGUGGAAGGAGGCGCAACUUAUUUUGCAGGAGCAGAAAUCACUUGGUCUUAGGAAAGCAGGUGUGGGGGUGGUGCUGGAUUCGGAGAUGCCACAUUUGAUUGGUAUUCAUGACGAUAUAAGCACUGGUGUAACAUUGUACAGUUUAAAGGAGGGUGAGACGCUGAUAGGCACGGAGGAUGCAGAUGCACCUCAAGACAUAGUUCUAAGUGGAAUCGGGAUUCAGCCAGAACACUGCAGUAUUCUCUUAGAAAAUGGCACUGCAACAAUCUACCCGCAACCCCAGGCGCAAUGUUGGCUAAAUGCAAACCUUAUCGAUGAACCGACGGCUAUAAGUCAAGGUGACAUUAUCCUUUUGGGGCGGACAAAUCUUUUCCGAUUCAAUAAUCCAGCAGAAGCCGCCAAACUUAAGAAAGAUCAAUCACGAUCACGACUUGAUCUUUCCCGCUUAUCACUCAUUACUGCAUCACGUGAGAACUUAAAUUCAAGUUUUUAUGGCGACGAUGAACUAUUCAGUACCUCAUUUCGCCGGGAAAAACAAUAUCAACCAUCACCACUGGUGUGUCGCGACGAUCCUGAGAUUCAGGAUGAGAAUCGUAAAAUUUUAGAGACAAUCGAAAAUGCCUUAAAGCAAUUGAAUAUAGAACGUGUACAAAUGCAUGAACAAUAUAAAAUCAAAGUGCAAAAGUUGACGGAUGAGUUGGAGCGAUUGGAGAAGGAAGAACAUGACAUCGAGGAAUUGUUGAAUUGCCGUGAACAGAAAUUGUUGGCAAAAAAGGAUAUGUUGCAGUGGGAGAAGAAUAAUGAAACCAUCCAGAUUGAUAUUUUAUGUAGACAAAUUUCGGCUUUGCAAACACAGCUCGACUCAAAGAAACAAGAUUUCUCUGAGUAUGUAGCUAAGGAGUUACAGCUAUUACAAGAUUUCGGCAAGUUGGAUGAGUUACAAAUCAAGAUUACUGAGAGCACCCCACUCUCAGAUGAUAUUCUGCUGCAAGUAUCUGAUUCCUUGGAUUCCCGUUCUGGACAAGUUAUCCGAGAUACUGUCAAGCGAAACAGAGAGGAGAUAAAGAAACUCGAAGAAAAAAUUCUGGAGAAAGGAGUUGUGUUGAAUGUGAGCACUGAACGCAUUGCUCAACUUGAUGAGAAUCUUUCGACGCUGAAUAAACAACUAGAUGAGUUGGCCAAUCCAGAAUUAGACGAAUUACGGAAGAGGAAAAAAACAUUGAAGCUUAAUUUGGAAAAGAAUGCACAAAAUAACUCAACAGAACAAGGGACAUCUGAUUCGAAUACAUUUCAUACCGCCGCGUCAGACUGUUCCUUUCGAUCGACAAUGCUGUCACCACCAUCAUCAUCAGCCGGACCUGUUAAUUCUUGUGAUAAUGUUGUACCUGCUAAUAGUUCUUAUACUAAGGAUAAUUUAAUGAGCGACAGUGGAGUAUGUUUGGAUUCUGCCAAGUCACCAUUGAGCCCAGUACAAACAUCGUCCAUUACCGAAACUGGUUACAAAUCACCAGGAACUCACGCUGACGACGAAUGUACCUCCUGUUCCUCUGGCGAGCUUACACAUAACGAUGCCUUUCCCCACCAAUUUGACAAAAUCCAUAAAUUGGAUCAGAAAAUUGCUACAGAGAAAGCGAUCAUUAUGCGUAAAUUAGAAAUUGAGGCGAACAAAAGUGAGCUAGACGAACAUAUAGCAAAAUUGCAGGAAUUGAAGAAGCAGCGAAUUCAACUCGAAAAAGAAUUACAAAGUAAUGAUUUGUUUUAUAGUCGUGGGUUUAUCGGCGACAAUUCUAAAGAUGAAUACGAAUGCGGGUCGAAUAGCAGCGGAUCGAAGUCAACACCGCUGAACACAUUGAGUCCUAUGACCGAGUCGUAUCUAACGAGUACAAGAUCAUCUUGCCCGUCUGUAGAUGGAUUCCUCGAUGAACACUUUGUCAGCAUUCCUGGUUUUGUGAUUCGGGGAGCCGGUAAACAAACUCACUACGAGUACGAAGUGAAGGUUUGUUUAGAAACGGAGAAACUGACUCUAUUACGACGCUACAGCCGCUUCCGACAACUUCAUUUAGAUAUGAAAAGUUGUUACGGCUCUAAGGUAGCGUUACUUCCAUUCCCCCGACGAGAAAUAUUUUCGUCCAACAAUGAAUCCGUAGCGAAACAACGUCGCCGUCUAUUGGAGUUGUAUCUACGACGUUUAUUGGCUGUUUGCUCGAAAAUUCCACAGUCACCGAUCUACAGUGGUGCGGAUGGUCCUGGUAUAACGAAAUCAAGCCUCGCAAAAUUAUCGAACUUUUUCCAGAAGGGUCUAUUUGAGAAUGGAAAACAUGGAACGGGUUAAGUAGUUAGGAGUCGAGGGCCUAAUAUGUGAGAGCACAGCACUUUAUGGUUUUCUCUUGACUUUAUUGAUUCUUAGAUUAAUUCUAGUAUCUUUUGGAUAAGUGCAUUCAACUUAGUCUGAUAAUUUUAAAGUAUCAAUUCUAUGAGUUUUAUUUUUAAUCUGAUGCCCUUUCAAAGGCAGUAAGUGUACCCUGCAAAAGUCCAGCCACGUUCAAAGGGUAUGCUAAAUGUAUUUUGGAUUUCCAUUACUAUCUACGAAAAGGCGGACAUUGACUUGGGUAUUUUAUAUUUUACUUACUUUGUGCUGGCUCCAUCUUCACUACACUUCCUCUACUUGAUCUGUGAUCGUCUUCCUCACUAGGAAAUUAUAGCGAGAAUGUGUUAUUCUUUCAUUUCUUUGUAGUUGAAGCAACUACAUUGUUUUGUUUUAUCUCCAUUACACGGUUCUCUUGAGUGUACAGUGUCGUUUUUCUGAGAUUAGUAAAUUAUUGAAGGAAAGAUUUUGCUUAAAGUUUUGUUCUAAGGAUGUAACAUAAAGUAAAGAAAUGCGAAGGUCGUAGACAUUCAUCUUCUAACUUCAUUUUCUGAAUAAAAAGAAAUAUAAUUUGUUUGUUUUUUGUAACAAAUGGUUUAGCGCACAGAUUCUCAAUUAUACGAUUAGUAUUAGAUAUGCGUGAAUCAUCGGUAUACGGUACAACUGUCAAAGGCGUACUCUGAAAAGCAAAUGCAUUUGUAUUGAAAAGUUUCGACUUUCCAGGUUCUAUUUAGUAUCUGAUGAUCCUGUCAAAUUUUUAGGUUUAAUAACCCACUUACAGAAAUUGAUAGUAAAUGAAGUAUUUCUAUUAUUGUUACUUGAGAAAAAAUCUAUUGGGAGAGAAUAUUUUUUACGUGGUUAUGACAUAAAUGUAUUUAUUUACAAAAAUUUACAUUGUAUAUUUAUGACGACAAUAAAUGAAAUUAUCGGA